CCCUCAUUCUCUCACUGCAAUGUCCACAAAUGGCAGCUAUUAGAAUCCGCUAGCUAUAAUCUCAGUCACCUAAAUGCUCAGUAAAUCAACUCGUUGGGGGGGGAUUAGCUAACAUCCCACAAAGGAUGCAUUUCUUGCGGCUGUAAUUCCCGAAAAAGGGGGAGAAGAGGAAAAGAAGAUAGAAAGUCUAAACCAAGAUUGUUAAAAAAAAAAAAAAAAAAAUCUGAAUUGUUGGGCCUCACUGGAACUCUCCCAUGAUGCCUGAGGUUCGGGAGCUUUCAGACGCACUGCCGGAGUUGCCCAUGGACCCCAUCACUGGUGUGGGGGUGGUGGCCUCGCGAAAUAGAGCGCCUACUGGCUAUGAUGUGGUCUCCCAAACAACAGAUGGUCUUGACGCUGACUUGUGGAAAGACGGCCUGUUCAAAUCCAAGGUGACGCGCUACCUCUGUUUCACCAGGGUCUUCUCUAAAGAAAACAGUCAUUUAGGUAAUGUGCUGGUGGACAUGAAGCUUAUCGACAUCAAGGACACUCUGCCUGUGGGUUUUAUUCCCAUCCAGGAGACUGUGGACACACAGGAGCAGGCCUUCCGGAAGAGGAGGCUGUGUAUCAAGUUCAUCCCGCGGGACUCCACAGAGGCAGCCAUCUGUGACAUCAGAAUCCUGGGCAGGUCCAAGCAGGCCCCACCGCAGUACACUUUCAUAGGAGAGCUCAACAACAUGGGGAUCUGGUAUCGCAUGGGUAAGGUCCCGCGUGCCCAGGAAUCUUCGCCAACUCCAACCACCAAUAACAUCCAGAACAUCAACUCGACGGCCAACACCACACCAACCCCAGCAGCCCCUCUGCCCAAACAUAUAUCCAUGACACUCCCCGCCAGUUUCAAAAGGCAAACCACUACUAGACCAGAUUUUGAACACCAGAACUCCAACCUGUACGCCAUAUCAGCAAUGGAUGGAGUGCCUUUCAUGAUCUCUGAGAAGUUUGCCUGCGCUUCCGAUGAUCUGCAGCAGGUGGAUCUGAUGGGCAUCACAAUCAAGUCGCUGACGGAGAUUGAGAAAGAGUACGAGUAUAGUUUCCGCACAGAGCACAGCGCUGCAGCGAGGCUUCCCCCCAGUCCCACACGGAUCUCCCUGGGCUCUGAGGCCUGAGCCCCCCCCCAAUCCCACACAGUUCUGAGCCUCCCCCAAUCCCACACAGAUCUGAGCCUCCACCUCCUCCCCUCCAGAGAGACCUGAGCCUCUCCCUCUUCCCCUCCAGAGACCUGAGCCUCUCCCCCUUCUCUCUCUUCCCCUCCAGAGAG
Oncorhynchus tshawytscha (Chinook salmon) is the source of this 1297-nucleotide messenger RNA. It is a transcript of the gene mvb12ba, whose product is annotated as multivesicular body subunit 12Ba. NCBI's taxonomy places the organism in Eukaryota, Metazoa, Chordata, Actinopteri, Salmoniformes, Salmonidae. Gene Ontology annotation, cellular component: late endosome; ESCRT I complex. The record is from RefSeq and is a predicted model, not a curated record. The transcript has 10 exons. Gene Ontology annotation, biological process: virus maturation; viral budding; regulation of epidermal growth factor receptor signaling pathway. The coding region runs from base 255 to 1145 and encodes 296 amino acids.